UAUGUUUUUCCAUAAUUGCAGGCGAUGGACAAAGAUUUCGAAACAUGGCUAGACGAAACAAUGGUAUUGUUGGGUGCCAUACAAGAAAAUGAUUGUCAGCCACACAGCAUUGCCAUUGUUCCGGAGGAACUUGGGAAAUGGAGCAAGAAAGAGUACGAGCCAAAGGUGGUGUCGAUCGGGCCCCGGUUCAAGGGAAGAAAGAAACUUCUACCAAUGGAAGAGAUCAAGUUGCGUUGCAUGCUGCACCUUUCUAAGAGAACAGGAAGAGAUUCUCUCGAGGAAAAGCUAAAAAGCUGUAUGAGAUUCAUCUUUAGGUUAGACGCAGCUGUUCGCACUAGCUAUGGGGAUCAAAUCGAUUUGGACAGCUACGGUCUAGCCACCAUUAUGUUACACGACGCUUGCUUUCUCUUAGAGCUUUUCAUUUCUCAAUCAGUGGAAUGGAAUUCAAAGCUACAACCCCACAAUGACACACUCCCUCCUAGCCCCGCAGCUCAACUCGGGAAUAUCGAACUCAUCUUGAGCGAUCUCACCUUAUUAGAAAACCAGAUACCCUUUUUUGUUCUCUUUCACGUCUUCGCUAUAUUUUUUCCCCAUCUCGUUCCUAACGACAACCCGUUUCUCUGGAAGAUUUACCUUAGUAUUACACAAGAUUUGGCGCUGUCUCUUUUUGGCUACUCUCGUGAUUCAAGUUCUACCUCUAUUCCCGAUCCCAUUGAUGCCUCUCACAUUCUUCAACUUAUUCACUCCUUCAUUCUCAAUCCCCAAAUCCACCAUGGUUCAUGUGUUAUUGAUAUUGAAGUUAAUGUUAAUAAUGUGUACUUCAUACG
This is a messenger RNA of Cajanus cajan (pigeon pea), 827 nucleotides long. The record is from RefSeq and is a predicted model, not a curated record. Lineage: Eukaryota; Viridiplantae; Streptophyta; Magnoliopsida; Fabales; Fabaceae.